Anolis carolinensis (green anole) is the source of this 5687-nucleotide messenger RNA. RefSeq names its product INSC spindle orientation adaptor protein (gene insc). The coding region runs from base 478 to 2049 and encodes 523 amino acids. The transcript has 13 exons. The record is from RefSeq and is a predicted model, not a curated record. Gene Ontology annotation, molecular function: cytoskeletal adaptor activity; protein binding. Gene Ontology annotation, biological process: regulation of asymmetric cell division; establishment of mitotic spindle orientation; apical protein localization. Lineage: Eukaryota; Metazoa; Chordata; Lepidosauria; Squamata; Anolidae. Gene Ontology annotation, cellular component: apical cortex.
AAGAAAUACACCCUUAUUUAUCUUGCUUUUUAAAUGUGCUCUGUUCCUUUACUCUAGACUGGGUUAACCUUACCAGAGGCUUUAAUUACAUUUCUCCUCCUCAAACUGACCACCAUAAAAAUCCAAGCCCUUGCCACAAAUCUGUAGAAAUGUUUCCACUGCAAUGGGAGACAAAAAUAGAAUAAUUCCAUGUCUUUUUGGAUGAAUGCCUAGCUGAAACUAUGCAGUGUUUGACUGACAGGAGGAUGUAGUCUUCUCAGAAAGCCUGUAAAAAAUUGUAAUGCAUGUAGUCUGUACGAAUAUUCAGGCAAGUGGAGGAAGAGUUGCAUGCACUGUUUAACCUCUGUCUUUGUUGCUUUUGUCUGAUCUUCUGCAUCAAUCAAUUACAGAAUAUUCUUGGCUGCAUAUUCCCAGAGCACAUCAUCCUAUCAAAGGAUGUUGGUCUUGGGAGAAGCACGCAAAUGAAUUGAAAUAGGCAUGGCAUUCCUUGCUCUACCAGUCCAACGCAUGCAUUUAAUCCAGAUGGAUUCUGUCCAGCGGUGGAUGGAAGACUUGAAGUUCAUGACGGAUUGUGAGUGCAUGUGUAUCCUUCAGUCCAAACCAAUCAGCAUAGAAGAAGAUGCACAGAGUGAAUUUUCCCUUUCAUCACAACACAGUGACUGUGUCAACUUGCAGUUGUUGCUGAAAAGAGCUUGGAUUAUAAGCACUGAGCUGACCAGAAUUGUACAGAAAUUAGAGAAGAACAGAUGGCAGAGAGUUCAUAGCAUGACAGUAAGGGUCAACUGCCAUGUACGUUCAAUGAUCAGUGAAUACAACACAUUCACAAAGAAUUCAUGGGAAGAGAUGAAGCAGUAUGAAACAAUGCUGGUAGAAAAAUGUUCAGAACUUACAACUGUUACUGAAAGGUGCAUACAGAUCGAAGAUGAACAGAUUCUAAAGUCUAUGAAAUCUUGUAUUAAUGACACACUGACUACAGUUGCACAGUAUUUUGGCCAAUUGAUAGAACUAGCUUUGACCCAUGAAAUAAAGAAUCUGGUGAAGGAAAUAGAUUCAUCAGAUAAUCUCUAUUCCGCUGAAUCAGCUACAAGCAACUUAUUCAGUCUGACCCAGGAAGGCUCCCAUUUGUGUCGCAUCAUUGCUAAGGAAGGAGGUAUCGUUGCCCUCUUUAAGAUCUGCCGCCAAGAUUGCUUCAGAGGCCUAUAUCCUCAGACGCUCAGGACACUGGCAUCUAUAUGUUGUGUGGAGGAAGGAAUCCAACAACUGGAAAAGGUUGACGGAAUAUUGUGCUUAACUGAUAUUCUUACCGAUACUACCCACUCUCAGGCCACUCAUGCUGAAGCAGCAGCAGUAGUAGCUCAGAUCACAUCUCCUCACCUCACCUUCACUCAACAUCUUGGCAGUUUCCUUGAGAACAUGGAGGAGAUUGUCACAGCACUUCUCAAACUGUGCCAAGAGGCCACAUCUGGAGAAGUUUUUCUACUGGCUUCGGCUGCUCUUGCCAAUAUUACAUUUUUUGAUGCGAUGGCCUGUGAGAUGUUGCUUCAGCUGGAUGCAGUAAAAAUUCUUAUAGCAGCUUGCUGCGACAAACAGAAAGUAGAUAGUCCCUAUUCCCGGGACCAGGUUGCCACAAUAUUAGCAAAUAUGUCUGUCCUGGAUCAGUGUGCUUCAGAGAUAAUCCAAGGAAAUGGUGUCGAGGUUUUGAUGGAAAUGCUGUUUGAGAAAUCGUCAUCUGGGAAUCCAGCAGAAGUUGCUGCCUGUGAAAGAGUCCAGCAGAAAAUUGCAGUUACCCUCGCCAGACUGAGCCGUGAUCCUGAAGUGGCGCAUGCAGCUAUAAAUCUUAACUGUAUCCCACACCUUAUCAAGCUUUGCAGGUCUCCAACAGAAAGAAACAACAGUGAUUCUGUUCUCGUUGCAUGUCUGGCAGCAUUGCGUCGACUAGCUGUGAUGACUCCCGCCGGCCUUCAAGAGUCAGACAUCCAGCAGUUGGUAAAACCUAGGCUGGUGGAUUCCUUUCUGCUUUGUACCAAUAUGGAAGAGAGCUUUGUAUAAACAAAUGUGGUUAUUCCAAACCAAGCCAUUAAUGUCAUACAAGAUUUCUGAGUUUGAAGAAUUAUUUAUAGUUAACUUAUUUUAGAAUCAUAAAUGUAAAAGAUAGUAUCAUUUAUUUCUGGCCCCUUUCCUCACCCUCUUCUGAGUUUUCAGAGAAAGAACCAUCACACAGAAAGCUUCCUGUAUUACAGCCAUCUCACGUCUAUAAGUUGGGGACAAGAGAAUAAUAAUAAAUACACAAUACACUUUAUUUAUAUUCCGUUCUAUCUUCCUGAGGGGACUCAGAGAGGAUUACAAUAUACAGGCAAACAUUCAGUGACUUAAUCCAGUGGAAUAAAAAGGACAUACAAAUACACAGAACAAAUGUCAUUUCCAGCUUUCUGGAGACGGUGCUCAACUCUGUCCAUGGGGAGGUGCUCUUGUUCCAUUUCCAAGCUGAGGAGCCUGUUGUCCAUAGAACCUUCUGGUUGUGUUGCCAGCAUUGCUGCAUGGGCGCCUUUAUUAUCUUCCCUCUGAAGCAGAACCUAUUGAUCUACUCACAUUUGCAUGUUUUCGAAUUGCUAGAUUGGCAGGAGGUAGGGCUUACAGCGGGAGCUCACUCCAACCUCGAGCUUCGAACUGCCAGCCUUUAGGUCAGCAGAUUCAACAGUUCAGUGGUUUAACCUGUUGCACCACUGCAGCCCUUAGAGAAAACCUGGAUAGGUAUAUGGGAGGAAGGCUCAUAAAAGGACCUUACUUAUGUAUGUUCAUAAACUGUAGAAUUCAUCUAAGGGACAAGAAACAUGUAAAGUACACCUGAGAGCCUUUUAGUAGUAGAAUGAAUAUUAUCUUUCAAAAACAUUGCUGAAGAACCUUAGAAGAGUCUUUCUUGACCAGACUAAAAACUUUAUGUUUGAGUUUCAGAAGUUACUUUUAGGAAGAAUGAAUAUCAGCAAUUGAUUUGAACUAUACAUCUUCGUGGAAUAAGAAAAUAACACUGUUUGCCACCCCUCCCCAAAUUAUGGCACUACCACCCCCCAAAUUUACUGAUUCCCUCAUCUAUUGUAUUUCCCUGUUAAUUGCUUGCUUUCAAUCCUUCCUGCCGCCUACUUGCCUGGCUUUCUUCAUACUUCAUUGCCAUUGCUACAUAUGCUGAGUCUUUCUCUCUCCUUCUUGAGGAUUGCCUUAAUCAACCAGCACAGCUCUCCACAAAACCAUCAUAAAUAAUAUUAAAAGGCACUCCAUCCACAGUGCAUGGCUCCGAAGGUCUCUGGGCAGCUUUGGGUAGCAAGGAUCUCUGAAGGACCAGACAUGAUGGUGCCAGGACCCCUGCUGUGUUUGCACUCUGUUGCCUGAGGCAUUCUUACAUUGCCAAGUGAAAAGGUCAGCUCUAGUGAUGGUCCAUAAAGGAUGACAAUAGGAUGAUGCUCUGGAAUCUAGAGAAUCAUCUUAGCACUGCACAAUUAAGGGUGGCUUCUGCAUUUCAUUAUAUUCAUUUUUCUUAAAAGUAAAUUAAGGCUAGUUCUGCGUCCUCUUUCACACUGUGAGCAACCAUGUGGAUGGGGGUGCCCUUGGAAAGAUGGAAUGGAUUCCUUUUUCUAUUACUAUCCUCAACUUUCCCCCUUAACAGGCUUCAAGACACAAAUAAACAAUUAAAAAGGGGAAAAAAGAAGGGAAAGAUUGGGAACAUCAAAAGAUAUAGUAUGUAACUGUGUAUCUGGAACUCUGUGCAGAUGGGACAAAAGGUGUAUCUGUCUGUGUACAAGAAAACACAUAAAGAGGGAAAGUUAGCCCUGCCCUCAGAUUCUUUGUUCAAAACUAGUUCCUCUUAAAGCUAUUUUUCUGUAUAAAAAAUAAGGCAUUUUGGAUGUUCCUUAGAUAGCAUAGGACAGAAGUUUGUUUGUCCCAGCUGUGUAAUAUUGCAAGAAGGGAAUGUUCAUCACAUUUUUAAAUAUUCAUGUGAGAUCAAUUUUUUUUGCAGAUUAAUAUGCCUCGGAAGAAAAGCUUUGGCUUCAGAGUAAAAUGUUUACCUUUUAAAAAAUAAAAAUAACAGUUUUAUAUAAUUAUAGUGGUAGUUGAGUUAAUAAAAUAGUAACUUUAGUGAAAUAAUGCUAACAAUGAAAAUGCUCAGAAACAAAGAGAAUACAAGGUAAACUGUAUUCAUAGUCAAACUCAUUUUUGCAAAUAAGUUUUUAUUUUAUUUUCAAAAAACAGAAUUUUAAAAAUUCAAAUAAACAAUUAAAAAGGGGAAAAAAGAAGGGAAAGAUGGGAAACAUCAAAAGACAUAGUAUGCAAGUUAUGGAGCCAUGUUAGUUAAAUAGUUCUACACGAAUCUAUUGUAUCGUCAAAGACAUAGAAGGGGAGUAUUGUUAUACAUAUUCUUUAAUAUAGAGAGCAAGUAAAGUAAAAGAAAAAUUAGUUCCAACUAUGACAUCUUCUCUAACAUGAGUGACAGUUUAUCCUUCAGGAUCCACAUCCAUUUCUUUUAUCUUCUUAUAUUGUGCUUUUUUUCUUCUCUUUUCCAUAGUUGAACUCUUGAGCAGCAAAAUUUCCUAACCAUAUAGCAGCUGGCCAGUCUAGAGCUACCCUAUGACCUUGAAGAUAGGAAUAUGUGUGUGUGUGUGUGUGUGUACACACACACACACACACACACACACAGAAAAAUAUAUAUAUAUAUAUACACACACACACACACACACACACACAUACACACACACACACACACACACACACAAACACGUGCUGUGAUGACUAAGUACUAGUAAAAAUUAUCAACAUUAGUGAGAAUAGCUUUCCUGUGACAUCUUUUAUAGUCACAUUGUCUUUGGUAGAUCAGUGGGUCUAUUACAGUUAAGGAUCUGUAGAUCUAGGAUGAUGGCUCUCCAUUUGGAAGCUUCAGUGAGAUCAGUGGGAUUUAUACCUACGUAAAUGCCUUCGUAUCCUUAUAACCUACUGAAAGCUAAGCAUGCGGAAGGAUUUGUGGCAAUGUGCCAGAUACCUAGUAGUUACACUCUUGUUUUCUAAGUGGGAUCUUUGCCAGAAACAUUCUUAUAUCAGUGAUUUCCUGUCAGGCUACUGGAAAUGUUUUAGAUAUAUGUUUAAUCACUAGAUAACUCUGGCACUGAAUGCAAUAUUAACUCUUCUUUUGCAAACUAUGUAUUCUCCAGUUGUUAACUGUAAAAUCACACUUUAGUUGAACUGGGUUUUUUUUGUCCAACCAUUUAUUUCCUUAACAAUAUUAUUUAUAUUUCAAAGCUUUUUUAAAAAAAUCCAAUAUUAAUAAAUAUUAUUUGUAUUUGAUAUACCUAGCAUCUGAUAUUCAUUUGAAAUAAAUGCUUUAACUAACAAAAUGAAAAUAAUGCCUUUGUCUGUCUAUGUUCUAAAUCCCAUUAUCUGCCAAAUGGAGGAGCUCUAGAGAAGGACAGCAAUAUGGUCAUAAUCCAAAACACAUCAGUUGAGGGCAUGUUCACAAUGGGCACUAGUGUUUUGUGGUAUAAUGUAUGAACUCCUUCUUAUGUGACUUUGUCAUGUUAAUAUAUGUGCAUGCAUAUGUGAAUAUACACAGGGUUCUAUAAAACAUGCUUCACUGUGUUUCUUUUGAGCCUAUGUUACUUGAGCCUGAGUUGACAAGCUUGAAAAUAAAAACUCAAAGAACACAA